Racocetra fulgida is the source of this 234-nucleotide messenger RNA. The record is from the annotation of a GenBank genome assembly. NCBI's taxonomy places the organism in Eukaryota, Fungi, Glomeromycota, Glomeromycetes, Diversisporales, Gigasporaceae.
ACUGAAAUUGCAAAAACCCAUGCAUCAGCUGAGGAGCUAAACUUUCUGAGAAUCGCAAAUUCGGAUACACAAAAAAAGAAUAUUGAACCUCAAAAACCAAGAAAAAUUUUUAAAGGACCUAAACAACCUAAUCCUUUGAGCUGUAAGAAGAAAAAGAAAAAACCUUUGCCAUCACUUCUAAAAACACAAACUAACAAAAAGGAAUUAUCUAGCGAUGAUUUCGUAGAGUCUAAG